Messenger RNA from Parnassius apollo (apollo), 2640 nucleotides. The record is from the annotation of a GenBank genome assembly. Lineage: Eukaryota; Metazoa; Arthropoda; Insecta; Lepidoptera; Papilionidae.
AUGAGUAAUUCAGGUAGAGGCCCAGCGAAGCGGAAGGUAAAGCCUGUCGAACCUCAAUCGUUAUUAGAUUUUGAUUUAGGCGAAGGUGAGAGCUCAGAUGAUUCAGAUUUCCGUAUUGAGGAUCAUCCGGAAGAAAGUGAUGAUUAUUCUAUCAACAGUGAUGAUGAUGACAAAAAAGAAGAUGAAAAGAGUGCUAGUUCAGAUGAUCAGUCAGGCUCAGAUAUUGAAAACAACUUCAAAAACUCUGCUAAUAAACUUGGGGACGAGAUGUGCGUUACGGACCUACUUCAAAAAGCCAAGCAAAAGGAAUUCAAGUUUCCAGGUGACUUAGCCAAUGUCUUAAUCUGCGCUGGUUGUUUAGGUUCUAGAAGUGAUGAUUUUAAUGAGAUUGUGGAGUGUGAUGGUUGCGGUGUUACUGUACAUGAAGGUUGCUAUGGAGUUUCUGAUGUGACAAGUGAGUCUAGUACAAUUAGUUCAGCUUCGACUGAACCAUGGUUUUGUGAAGCUUGCAAAGCUGGAGUUAAGGAUCCUAACUGUGAAUUGUGUCCUAACAAAGGUGGUAUCUUUAAGGAAACGGAAGUAGGUGCUUGGGUGCAUCUUGUAUGUGCUCUUUAUGUUCCUGGGGUGGCUUUUUCUGAGGUGGAGCGUCUUUCUGGUGUGACUUUGUUUGAGAUGGCAUACUCGCGUUGGGGCGCGCGGUCGUGCGCUUUGUGCGAGGAUGCGACAUUAGCACGCACUGGUGUUUGUGUGGGAUGUGAUGCAGGACUAUGCAAAACAUUUUUCCAUGUUACUUGUGGACAACGUGAAGGUUUAUUAGCUGAAGCACAUUCUGAGGAGGUGGAACAAGCCGACCCGUUUUAUGCCCACUGUCGGCUACACUCCGACAAAACGCUAGUUAAAAAACGCAAGAGGAAUUGGCUCGCUUUGCAAAUUAGAACUGAAAAAAGAAAAUUGGAACUACAGAAUAAUCUCAGUACGGAAGAGAAAAUCAGGAUACAACGCAAAUUGAUCAAAUACCGAAGAAAAUAUUCACAGCAGAAAGAAAAUAGAAAUCCGCCAUGGGUUCCAACUCAAAAGAUGGCGCGGAUGCUCUACAGCAGCGCUUCUGCCAUGAGGAGAUUCCAAAAGAAAGCGGAAUGUAUGGGAAUAGAUACCCACGCACUUGAAUUUCAAGAUGCACAGAUGGCAGCACUAAAGGACGUAUCUCGCAGAUGGCAUGUACCACCGGCAUUUUCAGUUGAGUUUGUUGGGUACUAUUUAGAGAGAAACACUCGCGUGACGUCACUACGAAGAUCGCUUGAGCGACUUACAAAGGAGAAUGAGAAGUUACUUGGCGAAGAUGACAAGCUUCGAGCCGACUAUGAUGAGGCAUCAAAAGAAAAUACCGACGCUCUGGCAGAAUUGGCUUCUACGCGACUAGCAUUGCAGAAGAUCUACGAUGCUAUCAUUAUGAUUUCUCCUAAGAAGACUAUACCAUCUAUAAUGGAGGAAAAGCCCUUGUUACCUCCUGUAAUACCACGGUCGACGCCUAAAGUCACACCCCAGCAGUUACAGAAACGGUCAAUGUCUGUGCCCACCGCAGCUGCACUUAAGAUGGGCGUUGGUUUUCCUCUUAGCGACAAUCCGGACGCUCGCCAUGGAAAAGUUUUGUCAACUUCGCUUGAAGCCACGUGUGGCGCGCUGGCGGCAAGGGAGUGCGCGGCGUGCGGUCGCAGCAGCGAGCGCCACCUGAUGGCGGCGUGCGACACGUGUCAGCAGCACUACCACCUGCACUGCCUCAACCCGCCGCUGCAGCGUCCGCCCAAGAAGAGCAAGCAGUAUGGCUGCGAUGGCGGCGUGCGACACGUGCCAGCAGUACUACCACCUGUACUGCCUCAACCCGCCGCUGCAGCGCCCGCCCAAGAAAAGCAAGCAGUACGGCUGGUGAGUAGCGUGACGUCUCACGACAGCGAUGGCGGCGUGCGACACGUGCCAGCAGUACUACCACCUGCACUUCUUCAUCCCGCCGCUGCAGCGCCCGCCCAAGAAGAGCAAGCAGUACGGCUGGUGAGUAGCGUGACGUCACACAACAGCGAUGACGGCGUGCAACACGUGCCAGCAGUACUACCACCUGCACUGCUUCAUCCCGCCGCUGCAGCGCCCGCCCAAGAAGAGCAAGCAGUACGGCUGGUGAGUAGCGUGACGUCACAUGACAGCGAUGACGGCGUGCGACACGUGCCAGCAGUACUACCACCUGCACUGCCUCAACCCGCCGCCGCAGCGCCCGCCCAAGAGGAGCAAACAGUACGGCUGGUGAGUAGCGUGACGUCUCACGACAGCGAUGGCGGCGUCCGACAUGUGCCAGCAGUACUACCACCUGCACUGCCUCAACCCGCCGCUGCAGCGCCCGCCCAAGAAGAGCAAGCAGUACGGCUGGUGAGUAGCGUGACGUUUCACGACAGCGAUGGCGGCGUGCGACACGUGCCAGCAGUACUACCACCUGCACUACUUCAAGUCGCCGCUGCAGCGCCCGCCCAAGAAGAGCAAGCAGUACGGCUGCUGAGUAGCGUGACGUCACACGACAGCGAUGGUGGCGUGCGACACGUGCCAGCAGUACUACCACCUGCACUGCCUCAACCCGCCGCUGUAGCGCCCGCCUAA